This is a messenger RNA of Corticium candelabrum, 517 nucleotides long. RefSeq names its product SNARE-associated protein Snapin-like. Gene Ontology annotation, molecular function: SNARE binding. Lineage: Eukaryota; Metazoa; Porifera; Homoscleromorpha; Homosclerophorida; Plakinidae. The record is from RefSeq and is a predicted model, not a curated record. The transcript has 4 exons. The coding region runs from base 25 to 378 and encodes 117 amino acids. Gene Ontology annotation, biological process: regulation of synaptic vesicle exocytosis; synaptic vesicle exocytosis; endosome to lysosome transport. Gene Ontology annotation, cellular component: synaptic vesicle; BORC complex; BLOC-1 complex.
GCUGCGCAUGCGUGAAUCAAGGAGAUGGCGUCUGCCGAUGCUGGCGAAGUCGAUGCUCUAGCGGAUGGCUUGUUGUCUGUUCUCAGACCGGCAGUGGAAGAGGUCGAUGCACGCGUAGAGGCAGUUAGAGAGAGCCAAGUGGAAUUGCGAGAGUACAUCGAUAAGCUAUCGAGAGAACUUCACAGGCUGUCUGAUCUUCAGAGGUCACCUGUUAAUCUGGAUUCCUACAUUCAGAAUCUAGCUAAUUCAAGGCAUCGAAUUCUUCUUGUCAAUAACAUCUUAGAGAGUGUGCAGGAGAGACUCAAUCGACUACAUCAUCUUGUCUCUAAGGAGACAGCACGGAGAAAAGCAAUGCUUGGUGCAGCACAUUUGUCAUGAAGAAAUGAAUUGACUGCAAUGAAUUGUAUACUUAUACUGUGUAAUGAAUAACAAAUACUAUCAAGAGAAUACUGUGCAUAGAAUUCAAUAGUAUCGUUAAUAUAAGCUGCUACUGUAAUAACCAAUAUUAAGUUGAACA